Messenger RNA from Arachis duranensis, 849 nucleotides. RefSeq names its product protein LITTLE ZIPPER 4. The coding region runs from base 167 to 424 and encodes 85 amino acids. The record is from RefSeq and is a predicted model, not a curated record. Lineage: Eukaryota; Viridiplantae; Streptophyta; Magnoliopsida; Fabales; Fabaceae. The transcript is spliced from 2 exons.
UUUGUUUUUGCUUAAACUCUCUCCCUCCUUUCUAUCCUAUAACACUUCCAAUUCUUCUCAUUCUUCUAACUAUUCAUUCCUCUUCCACAAUCCAGAGAUAGAGCUUCUUGCUUCCAACAACAUUCACCACUUCAAAAAGGAUUCAUUUGAGAGAUUUAUUAUUGUGAUGGAGAGGCUGAACUCAAAGCUGUAUUUGCAAAACUGUUACAUAAUGAAGGAGAAUGAGAGGCUUAGGAAAAAAGCACAACUUCUCAAUCAAGAAAAUCAAGCACUUUUAACUGAGCUGAAGCAAAAGCUUUCAAAGGGUAAUAAGGGAAAUAAUAAUAAUAAUAAUAAUAAUAAUAAUAUUAAUGGUCCAAAUACCCUUCUUGAUCUUAGCCUCAGUUCAAGUUCAACUCAAAAUGCUUCCAAUUCCACCAAUUAGAAAAUACUAAAAAAAAAAUAGUGGCUUAAUUAAUCUAAUAUUAGUGUAUGGUAUAUGAAUGAGAAUUGAAGAAGCAUGUUGACCCCACUAGUGACUAUUAUUAUUUUUAUUUUUAUUUUUAUUAAUUUUAAUUUUAUUUUUCUUUUUUUGUGUAAAACCAAUGUGGGAAGUAGUAGUAUUAGUUGUAGUAGUAGUAGAAGUAGUGUCUGUUCCAUAGGACAAAAUUAGCAUAAUGUUCUAGCAGGGUACUAUUACUUCCAUUUCCAUGUUUAAUCAUGUCUUCUUUUUUUGGGAGGGUUUUAGAUAUAUGAAUUUCUGAACUACCAAGGUAUAUGUAUGAUGUAUCAGACCCUAUAUAAUUAAAAAAAAAAGGAAUAUAAAGUUAGUACCAUAUGUUUACCCCCUCAUUCCUUAUGUCUCUCUGU